GUCAGGUCUCUCGGCGGCCGUGCAGGCCCCUCAGGCCCCUUCGUGGCCGGCCCCGCUGCGGCGUGCGCAGGGUCCGACGCUCCAGACUCGGCGGCCGCGGUCGGUCGGGCCCCGCUUCAGGCUCUGCGAUCCGGUCCCGGGGGACUCAGUGCUGCGCUACCACAGGCUCUGUGCUCACUCCUGCCGGGUGGCUCCCCUGGCUCCUGCGAGAACAUGGUGCAGAAGUAUCAGUCUCCUGUCCGCAUCUACAAGUACCCAUUCGAACUGGUUAUGGCGGCCUACGAGAAGCGCUUCCCCACCUGCCCGCACAUCCCCGUCUUCCUGGGCAGCGACGUCCUGCGGGAGUCCCGCAGCCUGGUGGGCAGGAUCAGGCAGGCUCAGAGUGGUGGGGUGUUUGCGGGGAGUCUGAGGAUCAAUUGCCUUGGGCCUCGCACCCCGGCCGCACCCAGCCGCAGGCGCCGGCUGCUCCUUCCCUGCCAGAUCGCCGGCGUGGAGCAGGUGGUGUUCGUGCAGAGGAAUGUCCUGAACUGGAAGGAGCGGACGCUCCUCAUCGAGGCCCACAAUGAGACCUUUGCAAGCCGCGUGGUGGUCAGGGAGAACUGUAGCUACACGGUCCACCCUGAGAAUGAAGAGUGGACUUGCUUUGAGCAGUCCGCCUCGCUGGACAUCCGGUCCUUCUUUGGCUUUGAAAGUGCCUUGGAGAAGAUCGCCAUGAAGCAGUAUACAGCCAACAUCAAGAGGGGGAAGGAGGUGAUUGAGCAUUACCUGCACGAGCUCAUUUCCCAGGGCGUCUCCCACAUCCCCCGGUGGGUGCCUGCCCCCGUCGGAGAGGAGGAUGCCCGCUCCCAGGCUGGGCCGAGGGACACCCACUCCGUGGAGGCUGCUGAACCCAGCAGAGGCCGGGGCCCGGUGCCUGAAGCUACCUGCAGUGAGGACAAGCCGGACGCGGACUCCGCGGAGCGGCGCCUGGGCCGCCUCACGCCCAUGCAGGAGAGCUGCCUGACCCAGCUGCGGCACUGGCUGCAGGAGACCCACAGAGGCAAGAUCCCCAAGGACGAGCACAUCCUGCGGUUCCUGCGGGCUCGCGACUUCCACCUGGACAAGGCCCGCGAGAUGCUGCGCCAGUCGCUGCUCUGGCGGCGGCAGCACCAGGUGGACCUCCUCCUGCAGACCUGGCGGCCCCCCGCCCUCCUGGAGGAGUUCUACGCGGGCGGCUGGCACUACCAGGACAUAGACGGCCGCCCCCUCUACAUCCUGCGCCUGGGCCACAUGGACACCAAGGGCUUGAUGAAGGCCGUGGGGGAGGAGGCCCUGCUGCAGCACGUUCUCUCGGUCAACGAGGAGGGCCAGAAGAGGUGUGAGGGGAACACCAAAGAGUUUGGUCGCCCCAUCAGCUCCUGGACCUGCCUGGUGGACCUGGAGGGCCUCAACAUGCGGCACCUGUGGCGGCCGGGCGUGAAGGCGCUGCUGCGCAUCAUCGAGGCGGUGGAGGCCAACUACCCCGAGACGCUGGGCCGCCUGCUGAUCGUGCGGGCGCCCCGCGUCUUCCCGGUGCUCUGGACGCUGAUCAGCCCCUUCAUCAAUGAGAACACCAGGCAGAAGUUCCUCAUCUAUAGUGGCAGCAACUGCCAGGGCCCGGGCGGCCUUGUGGACUACCUGGAGAAAGAAGUGAUCCCCGACUUCCUUGGGGGAGAGUGUGUGUGUAACGUCCCGGAAGGGGGGCUGGUGCCCAAGUCCCUCUACCUGGCGCAGGAGCAGGCAGACCAGCUGCGGCAGUGGCGGGACACCUACCAGGCGGCCAGCGUGCUCCGCGGAGCCCCCCACGAGGUGGCCGUGGAGAUUCUGCAGGAGGAGUCGGUCAUCACCUGGGACUUCGACAUCCUCCGGGGAGACGUGGUGUUCAGCCUGUACCACGCCAGGCCGGCGGCCAGGCCGGGGCCCCGGGGGCCAGCGCAGCACCGUGGGGUCCUGGGCGCCGGCUACAGCCGCGUGGAGGCCCCCCUCAUCUGCCGGGAAGGGGACAGCAUCCAGGGCUCCCACGUGACCCGCUGGCCCGGCGUCUACCUGCUCCAGUGGCGGGCGCGUGGCCCUCCCGACGGCGUGGCCCGCAGCGCCCCGGGCACGGAGGACGCCCCGACCGGCCUGCCCAGCCCCGGGCCCAGGUGCAAGCUCCUCUACUAUUACGAGGUGCUGGCGUCUGAGGACUUCAGGGGCUCCAUGUCCAGCCUGGAAUCCUGCACCAGCGGCUUCUCCCAGCUCAGCACCACCACCUCCUCCUCCUCCGGCCAGUCCCACAGCAGCUCCCUGGCCUCCAGAUAGCCGGCCCUGAGCCCAGCGGGGCGGCCUGCUGGCCUCCGGCCUCCGCAAGUGCCCAGGGCACAAAGCUGGCUUGCCUGGAGGCCUGGACCGUGGGGCCUGCAGCCUGGGUCUGUUGGCUGCUGAAGUCCAAGUGUCUGGCGCCCACAGCAGUGACCCAGCUGGUGGACUCGAGAGGUUGCAGGGACAGAACCAUCGUCUUGAGACUCCUAACACAAAGUGGACGGUGCCUUCCCACGCAGGGAACCCGUGCACGUCGGCUCCCUCCCUGUCCCCAGCUCGGCUGCAGAAGACAAGCCCGCUCGCCCACGGAGGCCGUCCAUCCCAGACCGCCCACCGGCCUGCCUGAGCGCCAGGCAGCCCCUGACCCGUCAGCUCAGGUGCCGGGGCACAGAGACGCUGAUGGCCAGCAGGGUCCUCUGUCCGCCCCAGGCCAGUCUGUGGGGCGCGGUCUGCAGUGCCUGGCCCUCAUGCCCCCGUUCUGGAAAGCACAAGCAGGGCGUCUUUGGGAAUGCUGGGUCCCUCCCCCAAUGGGGGCACAGAAAGUGCUGGGUUAAGAAAAACAGUGGGUGCUCACCACAGGAUCUGACUCCGUGGGGGUGCCGUGUCCCUGGGUCUGCGUGGUGAGCAGCUAAAGGAGCCACAGCUCACCCUGGACUUGAACCCCAUUUUCCCCCACCCUGUCUGGGAAGGAGGACCCUGACUGCCCUCCUCUUGAAGAGCCUGGGAGGACCAAGGCUGCUGAGGCCAGGCAAUGAUGAUGCGACUCUGGCCACGUUUUACCCUCUGGUCCCUUCCUCCUGGGAGCUCUUUGAUUGUGACUUCUGGUCACUGUGAGUCAGAGACCCACACCGCAGGGCAGCCACUCAUGGCCGCACCGAAAUGGCCGUGCGUAUCUGCUUCAGGUCAGGCUGGCCCCCGGUGCUCGGCACGGCAUCAGGGCUCCUUUGGGGAGGAGAGGCUGUGGCCUUGUUGUGUCUGUCCUGGGGCAGUGUGGCCCCAAAACCAGUUCUAGCAAAGGUAGACUCCUCGGGUGCUGGCACGGGGGACUUGGGUCUCCCUGCAGCUUGCAGACAAUUCUCCAUUCUGGGCCCCGAAAAAGGCCGCAGGUUAGAGGUCACAAGUAGCAGCCUGCAGUCUCAUCUGGCCUGUCUUUAGGGCUUCCCCGUAGAAGGAUUUAAAAGUUGGGGCAUUUCACAUAGAAAUCAGGGUCUCCAGCUCCCCCGAGGCCUGGGCGUGCUGGCAGACGGGGCCAGACGUGCAGACAGCGCUCCUGGCGCCCUCAGGCCCAGCUGUCGGCCCGCACCUGCCUGGCGCAUGCAUCCUUUGCCUGGCCUGGGCAGCCUGUUGGGUGACCUGGGGCCGAGCAGCCCAGCCCUGCUCAGAGCCAGAAGCUGUCUCUGGUGGACACCUGGAGCCCGGGGGCUGUGCCACGUGGGUGCGGCCACUGCCCGUCAGCUCAACACGAGGGGCUCCACGCCGGCCUCCAUCCCCACCCGGGCGAGGGAAGACGCGACGCCUUCUCCCACGCGGGGCGCGGCCUCCCUCGCAGUUCUCGCCGCUCAGUACAGGAACAUGCAGAACGCUGCCUCUGCCUCAGGUGUGGGGGGAGACGGGAGACGUUCUCAAAACGAGAAGCCCCGAGUCACAGGGCAUUUAUCGCUGAGAGCAAGUCGCAGUAUCAAACUCGCUUCAGCCGCCACGAGAAUCCCCUGGCGCCAGUAACAGGGCCGAGGGCGGCCGCCUGCAGGUGUGGCUGGAUCCAGGAGCGCGGCGUGCGCGUCUGCUCCCCAGGCCUCUGCUCUCCCCCACCUGCUGGGGAAGGUGCUCCCGGCCGCUCCCAGCCUGCAACCACAGGCUCACAGUCUCUAAAGCAGAGACAGCCUCUGGCGCUGUGCAGAGACGGCCUCUGGCCAUCUCAGCCCGGGCGCUGUGCUCACACCUGUGCACGCUUCGGCCAGGGGCAGUGGCCUGCGAGUGCCCUCCCCUCCAGAGGGAGCCGUGGGGUGCAGGAGAGCCCAUCCCUGCGGACAAGGGGAGCUGGGCCACAGACCGCGCCGGCCUCCCUGGGCGGAGGUCUCGGGGCCCACGCCGGAGCAUUGCCAAGCCGCCGGUCCCUCUGUGGGAGGCCUGAAAUGACACCCCACGGAGGGGGCCCCAAGCGCUCCGUCUCUCAAUUUCCCACCUCGACCUCAGAGCUGGAAGCGCCUUGCGCUGGUUUCUCUGUCUGGCUCACUGACCUGGACCAGGCCAGAAACCACCCUCUAGCGAUAGAACCCACCCGGGCACCGGCUCUAAGAGCCUGGGCUUUGCGGUUUAGAUGGGCCGGGGUCCACCCCCGCCUUCCUUUCCUGGCUGUGCAGCUCCAGCAGGUGACCUCACCCCCCCGUGCCUCAGUUUCCCCAUCUGUAAGAUGGGGUCACAGUGCCUACCUCAUUCACUGGGCGGCAGUGGCUUGGCAGGAGGCGGAGGCCGCACAGCCUUCAGCCCGGCGGUGUGCCAGCGGUCAGUUCACUUGACGCUUCUCGUCCAAAGACCUCAGGCUCCUUCCCAGCCACCUGCCGCCGCUCUCACGGGGCCGGAAGGGCAGCACGGCGUGGAUCCCGCGGAAAGCGGGGGCUGCCUGCGAGCUGCCGGUCAGACAUCCCCUCGUGAGGCCGCUUUGUGGGAACCGGCCCCUGGGGACAGGCCCACCGGCCCCGUGUCCACCACCAGCCGAGAAGUCCUGUCCACAGCUGGACGUGAGAGGAGUCUGAGACGUUUCCCGCCUACCCUGCACUUCGAGAACGUCUCCCUCCCGCCCCACAAAGCAAGCUGUUCGGUGAGAACAGUGACUCGUCAGCCAAUAAAACCGUGUUCCUCGUUCA
Molecule: messenger RNA, 5183 nt
Organism: Condylura cristata (star-nosed mole)
Lineage: Eukaryota; Metazoa; Chordata; Mammalia; Eulipotyphla; Talpidae
Gene: SEC14L5
Product: SEC14-like 5 (S. cerevisiae)
Exons: 17
Coding region: 214-2319 (701 amino acids)
Cellular component (GO): cytoplasm
Source: RefSeq, a predicted model, not a curated record